This is a messenger RNA of Boeremia exigua, 924 nucleotides long. Its product is annotated as ankyrin repeat-containing domain protein. Gene Ontology annotation, molecular function: protein binding. Bases 1 to 924 code for a protein of 307 amino acids. The transcript has a single exon. NCBI's taxonomy places the organism in Eukaryota, Fungi, Ascomycota, Dothideomycetes, Pleosporales, Didymellaceae. The record is from RefSeq and is a predicted model, not a curated record.
AUGGCGCGCGUCGGGCUGCUCGCGCUGCCCACGGAGCUGCUGCUGCUGCUCGCCGAGUCGUUCCUCGACCAGACGGACAUCAGCCGCCUGGUGUGCUCGACGCGCCACCUGCGCCACGUGCUGUGGCAGCCGCUGCUGCGCACCAACAUCGCCCACCACGGCAGCACCGCGCUGCUGUGGGCCGCGGCCAACAACCACACCGACUUCGCCCAGGUGCUGGUGCACCUCGGCGCCAACCUCGAGACGUCGCCGCACUUCCUCGAGCACGCCUGCAUCCCGCGCGUCGGCCGCUACUGGGGCCGCAACGUGCCGCACUCGGGCUCCAGCACCCCGCUGUGCUACGCCGUGCAGCGCCGCAACCAGGCCAUGGUCGAGCUGCUGGUGGGCGCCGGCGCGCUGGUCGUCGCCGUGCGCGGCGUCGGCCCGGGCCCGUUCGAGCACGCCUACGCCGCCAAGCACGCGCCCAUCAUCGCCGUGCUGACGAGCCAGCUGCGCAGCGUCGACGCCCCCGUGGGCCGCAACGGCGAGACGCCCCUGCAGCUCGCCUGCCGCACGCGCUACGUCGACGGCGUGCGCCGCCUGCUCGAGCACAAGGCCGACCCCAACGCGUCCGCUGUCGCCCCCAAGGAGCGCUUCUCCCACGUCCGCGCCCUGCUCGACUCCACCUCGCCUGGCUUCUACACCUACGACCGCUUCGAUCUGCCGACCGGCAACCCGCGCGACGACGCCCUGCAGAUUCUUAGGAUGCUGUUUAACUGCGGGCUGGAGCCGGAUGAGUCGUGCCGGUGCCGCCUGUUCAGGGUGGACCCGCGCGCGCGGGCGCUGCUGGAGAAGAAGCCGGCGAGUCGCGAUCGCAAGCGGCGGUCGCAGGAGCAGCAGCGGGGGUUCCGGGGCGCGUUUGGGCUGCAGAAGAAGAGGAGGUAG